AUAAGCAAUGUGCAAAUAUCAGCUCUGAGAAAAGGAGCAGGGCUAAAAAUUGGACUUAAUAGCUCAUGUUCUAUCUCAGAAGGUGCUCCUGAGAUGUGUCCUGUGUUUGUGUGCAACCAAGUCUAGUGAUACAAACUUCUAUCAGUUUUCCAGUGGGUGACUUUGCAAAUGGUUCUCAGCAGGGAUCAAAAACUGUUUACUAUUCCUGUUCACAAAAGGUAAUUUGCAAGUCUCUGUAGAGCUCAUACAUAAGAUCAUACAUUUUCUUAUACGUUGAACCACAAUCAUAGGUUCAAGGAACAGUCAUUAUGCUGAAGGCGAUCCAGCUGUACCUGUGCCUCUUUUUCGUGUUUGCAUUGGGGAUAUUUUAUGAGCUGUCCAUUGAACCUGGUUGUUUCUUUGACUGCAAACCUAGUUCCAAAAAGUUCUUGACUCUGAAAGAAGUCAUGACCCAGGGUGAAAAAAUCAUCUUUUUGGAGACAAGCGAUCGUUUAGAGCCUCCUCCACUGGUCUUAUGUUCUGUGGAAUCUGCUGCCAGAAUCUACUUAGAUAGGCCUGUUGUUUUCUUUAUUAAAGGAUUGGACAAUAACACAUUGAUGGAUGUCAAGUCUUACUGUCCAGCCCUUUCAGCCUUAUCUGCUAUGAAGAAUGUUUUCAUUUUCCCACUGAAGAUGGAUAUUUUGUUCCAGGACACCCCUCUAUUGCCAUGGUAUCUUCAGAUCAAUGCAACAAAGGAGAAAUACUGGAUCUAUAUUAGCUCUGAUGCAAGCAGGCUUGCAAUGGUCUGGAAAUAUGGUGGGAUUUAUAUGGACACGGAUGUCAUUUCUAUAAGACCCAUCCCAGCAGCAAAUUUCUUGGCAGCCCAGUCUUCCCAAUUCUCCAGCAACGGAAUCUUUGGAUUUCAGCCGCAUCACUGGUUCCUCUGGGGUUGCAUGAACGAUUUUGUUGAGAACUACAAUGGAAAUUUUUGGGGAAACCAGGGCCCUUAUUUAAUGACAAGAAUGCUGAAGGGGCUAUGCAAUCUUACAGAUUUUAAGAAUCUGGAGGAUCAAAGAUGUCACAAUAUUUCUUUCUUGCAUCCCCAUCGCUUCUAUCCCAUCCCCUAUUCAAAAUGGAAGAAGUACUAUGAAGUGUGGGACUCGAUUCCAGACUUCAAUGACUCUUACGCUUUACAUCUGUGGAAUUUCAUGAACCAUGAACGGAAGAAUAUGACCACUGGAAGUAACACACUAGUGGAACAUCUGUACAAAACAUAUUGCCCAACUACUUACUGGAGCCUCAUUCAAGCAGCAGAAGGAAGUAAAGAGAUGUCUUUAAAUCAAACUAGCUGACAACUGAAACAGGAUAAGGUGCUUUUUCCUUUUUAAAACUCCGAUAAUCGUAGGAUAAUGUAGAUCAUCAAAUGGGCUUCCAUAUUAGCCUCUGGUUCCCAAACACUAAAGUUAUUUGGAUUACCUUGCAGCCAGGGAGUCAACACAAACCCAAACACAAAAUCCAGUUUGCGGGUCUUCCCCCACACCAUGAACAGGAAGUGAACCUAAACCUAAAACCUCUCAGAAGCUUUGAACUCAGACUAGACCAGUCCUUUAAACACACAAAAAAAAUGGUAGCAGGCUCAAUACAAGAGGUUCAAUAGCCAAGCACCAGGAGAUUAUGUUAAGGCCUGAUUCAAGUUCAGUAGCAUCUCAGAGACCAGCAUGAUUUGGGGAGCUUAAUUUUUUGGGAGUCAAAGGGUUUCUUUCUGCUUCAGCUUCUUGCAGGAAAGAGUACCAUAUACAUCUAAAAUGGGAAUGCAUUAUCAGCCAUUGAAGGAGGGAACCAGAGGCAUGAGGAAACAGUAAGAAAGUGUAGAUACUUGUUUUCAGCAUAAGGUAUUGCGGACAUAAAACCCAAACGCAAUAGACAGCAAAUUCAUUUGACAUCUGUUCUAAGAUAUUCCCAACGAAGUAAUUAAAACAUUAAUUGAAGUUCAAUGUCUAUGAAACCCUAACUCAGUCAAGUCUGGAAUACAAAAACCUAAUUCUUAAAUUUUGGAGUUCAACGAUGACUCCAAGCACUAACAAAAGAAUCAGAGCAGAACCAACGCAAACUGGGAUAAAGAACUCUGCUGGGAACAAGCAUCACCUACUUUCUAAAGACGCUUUGGUGGCAGACACCAUGGUGCCUAUGGGUUGGUGGCACCAUAGUGGGGAUCCCUGAUGUAGAAGAUAAAGAUAAUGACAGUGAAAAAGAAGCUGAUACGUUGUGUGGGGAAAAGACCCCAGGAGAUAUUAUUAAGCAAAUCUAGCAGUGUCAGGGAUCAAAGAAGCCCAAUUUGGCAUUUCAUGUAUCAAUAGUGUUGUUGUGUGUGGAGUUUGCUGUUGUGCUUAUACAUCACCACUUGUUCUUGAAGAUGCUAUGAUAAUUAAUAGUUCCAUCAAUAAUACAGUAGGGGAAGAAUAUUUGCUUUUCAAAAAGAUUUAGGAAUCCCAUCACAAUAGUAAUCAUGAAAAGUUUGAAGUAUAAAAAAGCCAAUCAUAUGUUAUGAUAGAUGUUAUUCUACUUGUAAUACACUUGACUAUGAUUUUGUCAGAUCCAGACCUUUAUACAAUUGCUGUAAAAUGCGAUGUUGUUAAAAUAUUACUGAGAUAUUAAUGACUGCUAACCUGUCAAGAAAUGCACUUCAGUUCAAAAACUUACAAUAGGGUGAUUUCUUGGACCUUAGCCAAGGUGGCAGCUUCAAACAUCAACAUUCGACUUUUGCUAAAAUGUUAGCAAUCUUAAUAAGAUCCUUGAGAACAUGCUGUCAGAAAGCCAUGCAUUUCAAUCUUGCAUGUACAUUGACCCAAGAUAUAAUUUUCUACUUUCAUCAGUGGAUAAGGGCUAAAAUUCAUUUGUAUAAAACAGGAGCCAAUCUGGAAUUUCUGAAAUCUGAUAUUUCAAAAGGCGAACUAAAUAUAACGUCUUCUGAGUCCAAAAACCUGAACCACUCUUUAAAACAUCCAAGGCUACCAAGAAGCAAAAAACACUUGAUUAAAAAGGCAAAGCCAGCAAAAGUCCUCUUUCAGAAUUUUGUUGAUGAUCAUCUUCUCAGUAAAAGUGAAAACAUUCUUCAACAUUGGAAGGAGCAAAAAAA
Sphaerodactylus townsendi is the source of this 3115-nucleotide messenger RNA. It is a transcript of the gene A4GNT, whose product is annotated as alpha-1,4-N-acetylglucosaminyltransferase. The coding region runs from base 309 to 1331 and encodes 340 amino acids. Gene Ontology annotation, molecular function: acetylglucosaminyltransferase activity. The transcript has 4 exons. The record is from RefSeq and is a predicted model, not a curated record. Gene Ontology annotation, biological process: protein O-linked glycosylation. Lineage: Eukaryota; Metazoa; Chordata; Lepidosauria; Squamata; Sphaerodactylidae.